This is a messenger RNA of Haliotis rubra (blacklip abalone), 1511 nucleotides long. RefSeq names its product conopressin/neurophysin-like. The coding region runs from base 141 to 605 and encodes 154 amino acids. The record is from RefSeq and is a predicted model, not a curated record. Gene Ontology annotation, molecular function: neurohypophyseal hormone activity. Gene Ontology annotation, cellular component: extracellular region; secretory granule. The transcript has 3 exons. Lineage: Eukaryota; Metazoa; Mollusca; Gastropoda; Lepetellida; Haliotidae.
AACCCCAAAUCACGUGACUGCAGGCGUUGGACGCCGUACAAAUACGGAGCAGGUUUGCUGUACCUCGUAUUGAUCACGUUGACGAGCCGGCGGGAUUUAGAGCAGUGGCCAACAAAAACUUUCUUCAAAACAACCCCACUAUGGUCUCUGCCAGCGCAAUGCAAGUGUCUGCCAUCGUUGUAUUAUUUGGCUGUGUCAUAUCUGGAACCUUGGCUUGUUUUAUCAGGAACUGCCCACCCGGUGGUAAGCGAGGCUUGGACAUGAGUGGACACAACGCACGGGAGUGUAUGGCCUGUGGACCUGGUGAUAGGGGACAAUGUGUAGGACCGAACAUUUGCUGUGGGAGUGACAUUGGAUGUUAUUUUGGAACCCAAGAAGCCAGUAUUUGCCAAAAGGAAAACGAAAGCUCAACGCCAUGCGUAAUACGUGGAGCAACCUGUGGGUCAAGGGGUCAAGGUCACUGUGUAUCCGAGGGAAUGUGCUGUGAUGAGGAGGCGUGUUCCUUUAACUCACGGUGUGAUGUUCGAGCAAGAGAUCAGCCUACGUCCAAAGCAGAUUUGAUUAAACUUGUUCAACAGCUUCUUCGCUCAAAAAACUACGACUGAGAGAAAUAAUGCUGCGUCGCUACAUCAUGUGACGUGCUCGAGAACAGAGAGUGACAAAGACUCCGCGUAUACUGCCAAACACAGGAAAAGACAACCACCUACACGCUCGCCUUGGCGUACCCCUGCAUUUACAUCAUUCAUGUGUGACGAUGGAGAUUAAUAUAUAUUCUUUAAAGCAACGUUAUCAUGUAGAUGUCAUUCUUGAAUCAAGGAAAUAUACAGCUUGGAUCACAUGCUUUGUUGUAGCAUUAAAUGUCCUUGAUGAGAUGUUUUUGUAGCUUCGUUUAUUAAAAUUAAUUAUAUAAUAAUACAUAAUUCUAUAAUAAUAAUAAUUAUGUAGAUUUAGAUUUCAAAAUUUGAUUUUGGCAAUUAUCGAUUUUAUUUGAUAUCGGGUGCUUUUUAACCUGUAUCAUGUUUUUGUGAUAAAAAAUAAAGAAAACAAAUCACUGCCGAAUGCAGAAUAUAGCAGGACAAUGAAAAUCACGUGUAUAUUCCAAACUAUGUUUCCUUGAUUUAUGGUACCGAACAAACAUCACAUAUGAAUCAUGCGCAUUAUUUCUCUCUACAGCCCAGUAGAUUAUAUCGCCCCUAGAUAAGCCGUAUUUGGUUGUGUUGUACUGAGCGACUAUGAUACACGUAUUUGAGAUGACCCCAUCAAGAACUUGUUGCAAGAACCCUAAACAAAGACGUAUCACAAGCGAUAGCAGACCCCCUAUCAUAUGGACUGAUAAGAAUGUGAAAUCUGUUAUAACACGCAUGUUAAGCUACCAGAAGCUCUCAAGGUAAAGAGAAUUAUCGGAUUAUAAGUGAACAUAAAGACGUGAUGAUUAUAGUUGUAAAAAAGUGUUUUGUCAGAACCAUAUAGUGUUUAUCAUCCAGCAACAAUAAAGAUUCUUUAUAGAAGCA